Messenger RNA from Papilio machaon (common yellow swallowtail), 1800 nucleotides. RefSeq lists its product as uncharacterized. Gene Ontology annotation, cellular component: stress fiber; filamentous actin; adherens junction. Gene Ontology annotation, molecular function: muscle alpha-actinin binding; actin binding. Lineage: Eukaryota; Metazoa; Arthropoda; Insecta; Lepidoptera; Papilionidae. Gene Ontology annotation, biological process: actin cytoskeleton organization; muscle structure development. The record is from RefSeq and is a predicted model, not a curated record. Bases 157 to 1800 code for a protein of 547 amino acids. The transcript is spliced from 6 exons.
CAUCUCGUUCUUUACAUUCCUUGCAAAAGCAUAAAACGAUAGAUAAUAAAAUGAGCUUCCAAAUAUUUCAAACGUUUGUUUGAUAAACAUUGAAGAAGCCGUGGUAGUGUAGGAUCGAGGAUUGCGUUGAGCGAGCAAUGGAGUGAAAAAUCGACGAUGACAACGAAAGAGGUGGAACUGACGGGCGGCGCGCCUUGGGGCUUCCGUAUGCACGGCGGCGCGGAUCACAACCAGCCGCUCAGGAUAUCGAGGAGUUAUAGCUAUCCCGAACGUGCACUCAAUGUGAACCCUGGUCGUAAGGCAUCGCUGAGCGGUAUCAGAGAAGGUGAUGUGAUAUCCUCUAUCAAUGGCCAGCCGACAAGAACCAUGAGCAACGCCGACGCCCACGCCAUGCUGCGCUCCGCUGGCCCCGUGCUGAGGCUCGGCUUGAAUGAAGACAAGGAGAUGUCGCCUCGAAGAAGGUCUAUUGGUAGAGCCAGUGAUUUGAAGAGAUCAUCGCACCUACUGUCGGAAAUAAACAACGACGUAGCGAUACCGCAAGCUCCAGUCUACGCGACCAUACGGCCAGCCAAGACGUCGCAGUAUCGACCACCGCUGCAGCAACCAUCAUCACUAAGCUCUUUACCAGCCUCGUUAAACUCUACUGAUCUUAAAUCAGUGAUGCCUAAAGAAGAACCAAUACAGUUCCAUCCGACGAAUCCUUUUUAUACAACAUUACCGUCAAAUUAUUCCAAUGCUUCCAAACUGCCAGUUCCGAAUGGAAGAGCCUCGCUUUCAGGCCUAGAUAGAAGUAGAUCACAAAAUAAAUUUAAAGAUAAUUUAAUAAAAAACGAGCACGAGUCGGAUCUCAGAUCACCUUCCUAUUUCUCUUUAAUGAACGACUCUGGCCCUCAUAGUACUAUAUUUUCAAAUAAUAAUGACACAGGAAAUACGAACGGAUAUAACUCGGAGACAUUAAAAUUACCUCGAAGCAAUAAAGAUAGUCCCUUCGUACGUGAUAGUAAUUUAAAGAUUCACGAACCGUCUAGUGAAAUAAAAUUGAAUGAAAAAAAUCCAUUCAAAAUGAAAAGAAACAGUGAUCCGUUUGAUAAAUUUCUCCGUAGCAAUGGUAAGAACGAUGAAGAUUUUAAACAUGAAAACAGCACAAUACCUAUUUCAAUAAGUGACAGUGAUCUUCACAAGAAUGAACAAGAAAUGAAUCACAUAUCUGUAACUGAACACAAAGUGAGCGAAACAGAAGAAAUUAAGACUAUAAAGAAGAUUAUAAUGAAUGGAUCUACUGACAAUGAUAGUCGAAAUGAUCAUGGUACUAAGUUUGAAAGCUUAACAUUGGAUAGUAAAAGAAUAAAUAAUAAAAUAAACGAGGAUGACUCACCGGCAACAGAGCAUUAUAUUAAAGUACAAUAUUCACCGCAAAACGAACAUUUGAACGGCAAAUCGACUAUAAAUUCAAACAAUUAUGAAGCCUCUUACGACAAGUACAGGAACGAUUUCACCAUUUCUGCAGAAAACCAACCGCAACAGAAACAUGGGAACAUUAUUCCAUCUGGCCUAGAUCGACCUGCCGCGGAAUUUCAGCUGGUGCGGACGAAGAAAACUAUGUCCCUCUCACUGGUGCGGAACGAUUUUCUCAUAAAAAAUCACGGCAGGCCUUUAUCGGCCUACCACGCACUGACGGUGAAAAAUAUCAACUCGGUGCGGCAGGGGUCUAUCGCGGCCCGCCGUCCCAACAGGCGGUUGGCGACCCGAUACCGCACGGAGCGCCCCGCUUCGCUAGUUAGUGUUGAGCCAUCUCACUGA